CGUCCCCGCUCCGCGUCCACUCCGAGCGGAUCACGGUGAGUGUCGCUACACCCCCGGCUCUCCGCUCCAGCACCGUUUAGGACCAGUUUCCUGUCUAAACGGUUUGGUGUGGCCAAGCUGAUCCUCAGGACCUUUUUAGGAGUGGUUGAAAUCCGUGAACCCGAGGAGCUGUUGGCCCUUCUUCCCCAGAUGUAGAGGGGACUUGUCAACAGCAGCAACCGUGUACACGACUUUUGUGCUCUUCAGUGAAGUUGCUUACCAUGCGUGAGUACAAGCUAGUUGUGCUGGGAUCUGGAGGUGUUGGAAAGUCUGCACUGACAGUCCAAUUUGUGCAGGGCAUUUUCGUGGAGAAGUAUGACCCCACUAUAGAGGAUUCCUACAGAAAGCAAGUUGAGGUCGACGGGCAGCAAUGUAUGCUUGAAAUUUUGGAUACAGCUGGAACAGAACAGUUCACAGCUAUGAGGGACCUGUAUAUGAAGAAUGGACAAGGCUUUGCUUUGGUGUACUCCAUUACAGCGCAGUCAACGUUUAAUGACCUGCAGGACCUGCGGGAGCAGAUCCUCCGAGUGAAGGACACUGAGGACGUUCCCAUGAUCCUGGUGGGAAACAAGUGCGACCUGGAGGACGAGCGUGUGGUCGGGAAGGAGCAGGGCCAGAACCUGGCCCGCCAGUGGAACAACUGUGCCUUUUUAGAGACGUCAGCCAAAUCCAAGAUCAAUGUUAAUGAGAUUUUCUACGAUCUGGUGAGACAGAUCAACAGAAAAACGCCGAUGGAAAAGAAGAAAACAAAAAAGAAGUCAAACUGCACACUGCUGUAAGGGCUUCGGUUGCUCCACGCCAGAAAGUUGUCUUCAUUAACUCUUUGCCAGUGGACGGUGCCAGCAUUCCAAGUCCUCUCCAGAGCGUUAUGAAAAAGGCUGACGUAGAAAGUUCACCACUUGCAAAAUGGCAGGAGAAGGCACAUAUUCUCAAGAAACUUUUCUCCUUUUUAAUGGCAAAGAAAUCCACCUCUUUUGUAUCGUCAGCCUGAUGACAACAGUUCUUUUUUUUUUUUCUGUCUCUUACCCAAGGUGUCUUUCUUCUGGAAAUAUCAAUGUAAAAGAGAAGACUGUGGAUUAAAAUCCAUAUAUGGAAACUAAAAUGUUUUAUUAAAAGUAACAUCAACUUUUUUGACAUAUUGUGAAACUGCAUUUGCAAAAGAAUCAAUGUGAAAUGUUGGUCUUCUUGUACAUUUCUGCACUAACAAUGUCACUGAAGAGGCUACAUUGUCCAUACGUUAUUGCUCCUACUUACAGGGAUGUCUAUUGAUAACAUCUUUCCUAAGUGACUUUGUUUUAUAUUGAGAGCAGCGAGCCUUCCAUAUUUCCCAUAAUAUAUUCUACUUCAAUUUUUGCAUAAUAAAUUAGUAUUUUAUAGACUGAUGGGGGAAGGGGUGUGUACUGAUUUGUUUUGAGCUGAAAAUAUAUUGUACUAAACCACCUCUAAUGCUUCUUGUUGCUGUGUCUCAAAGGAUUUUCCAGCUUUUAUGAAUGAUUAAAUUUUAGUACAUUUUCA
Molecule: messenger RNA, 1554 nt
Organism: Cololabis saira (Pacific saury)
Lineage: Eukaryota; Metazoa; Chordata; Actinopteri; Beloniformes; Belonidae
Product: ras-related protein Rap-1A
Exons: 9
Coding region: 261-818 (185 amino acids)
Biological process (GO): cellular response to cAMP; negative regulation of synaptic vesicle exocytosis; Rap protein signal transduction
Cellular component (GO): plasma membrane
Molecular function (GO): GDP binding; GTPase activity; GTP binding
Source: RefSeq, a predicted model, not a curated record